AUGUAGUUGGUGCUGGACCUCUCCCUCUCUCUUCUGUGGUUAGGUCAGAGACAGGCAACUGGAAGCAAAUAACCUUGAGAUAUCUUAGAAAUCAGCUUCUGUCCUACCAAACCAUGGCACCACAUCGUGAGCCUGAGAGCAGCAGCAAUAACCUACCUGCUAGUAGAGCCAUUGGAAAGUGUGGGAAAGGGACUCCUGCUUGAUGGCAGCAACCCUUUUAGCAUCCCAUAAUUCAACAUUAAGAGAUUGUUCAACCUAAGUUGUUGUUUUUUAGCCUCUCGAAGAAAAGCUCACGCACUCACACAAGAAAGUAAUGGGCCACACAGCUAUAUCCCCUCCCCUCUCUCUUCCAUCAAUUAUGAGGGGUUGGAGGAGAAAACUUGCACCAGCACCCUCUUGGAAGGUUAGCCAAUUCCAACUACAAACAGGGGCCCACCUAGGAAACUUUUUCAUGGUCUGAUUUUGAGGCUUUUAGCAACUAAAAAGCUCUUCUCAACUGCAAAACCUCAUGGCUAAACUUCAGAUGCUAAAGAUUUUAGUAGAACUUUUAGACUGAGGAAAUGAUGAAGUGUCAUGAUUUGAUGAAGAACAGGGACAAAAAACAUAUUUCAGACGGUCAGCUUUUCUGUAACAAAGAGAAUAAAAAGAAAGUUAAACAUGAGAAUGGGAAAACAAAUUAAGAAUUGAGGAUUGAUGACAGUGCCCUAAAGACAAAGUGUAACACACAUUUAACGAAGUUUUCAGGGAAUUUAUGGAGGUGAGCAGAGAUAAGAAUUUUUGAAGGGAGAAGUAAAGAAGGCCCAUUACAACCACAACUGCCAAGGCUCAGGGGUUCCUUGGAGUAGCAUUAAAGACACUGCAUUGCUGCAUUGCAUCUUCUUCACUGUUACAGCACCUACACCACCCAAAAAUAAAUGUUUUUUCAAUAAAAAAAAAAGAAUAUAAGAAAACAAUGUACUAGAUUUAUAAGCAGAAGCUUAGAAUUUAUGCUUUUAUGAUUUCUAGUUGAGGAACAUGGGUUGUGCUCCUCAGAUUCUCCACAUGAUCUUCAUCAUCACUAUAUUCAUGCUCAUAUUAUUACAAAGUGCCCACGUUUUUAUUUCCGAUGAUGCUUCAGUGGAUGCAGAAGGGUACUUCCAAGCUCCUGGCCUACCGAAGGUGAAUUUCAUAAAGGAAAGUACUGGAGAUGUUAAUAAUGAGAAGCAGAUUGAAAAAGUCUCUGGAGAAGAUGAGAAUGAAGAAAAAGAAACACUGAUAGUUCAGAAGUUUAGAGCUUUACUUGGACUAAAGAGUUCCAAAACAAGAAGCUCAUUAACUGAGUUUGUGUCACGAGCACCUUCUCCAUCAGCCACCAUGGAAUCUGAGCCUCCUGCUUUUGCUCCUGCUCCUGCUCCUCCAAGGUUGCCAAUUCAUGUACAUUCUUAUUCUCCUCUGCAUCACAAACAUCUAGCCCCACCACCACACAAGAUUCAGAAAGAGCACAAAGAUAAAAGUCGACUUAAAAGAAUUCUUGUAGCAGUUCUAGUGCCUGCAGGAGCUGCCUUCUUGGUUUGUGCUCUUGGGCUCAUUUGGUUCUCUGGAAAAUUCAGGGAGCAUAGGAAAAAAUCUGCAAGAAUAAUGUCGGUGCACAGGAAAAAAGGAAGAACCAGAGGUAAAUCAAAGUUUGUUAGUUCUCAAAAGUCGGCAAGCAAGGUGAGCUUAAAUCCUGCCCUUGAUCUCUUGUAUCUUAAUUCGUUAGAAAAGGAUUUGGAGCAACAAACUACUUAUCUUAAGCAAACUCCUGAAACUGUAAACACAUUAUCAAAUCAUAGCACUCCAAAGUCUUCAAUGAAUGAGAGGCAGGAAUCAAAGCAAGAAUUGAUAGUAAAGUCAGAUUCUGACAAUGCUAGUAGUUCUUCCACAAGGGAAAUCACGUCUGUUCAUGGUGAUGGGGAAUCGGUAAAAUAUGAAUCUGAUGGCGGUAACUCUUCAUCUGGGGAUAAAAUUAUUCCCACUGAAUGCCAUUCAUCAGAUGAUGAGUCUUUUCACUCUUUUGUUGAUUCACAUUCAUCUAAUGUUCGGCUUUCUAAUGCUUCGGCUGGUAGUCUUAGUGAUAUUUCAGAAAUUCCCCCCUCAAAUGUGCCACAGAUAAUACCAUCUCCUUCACCACCUCCUACACAUUUAGACAUUCUAGAAGCAACACAAGUUCAGGAUAAGAAUUUCACAGCCCCCCCACCUCCGCCACCUCCUCCCCCACCCCCGCCACCGCCACCUGCUCUGGCACCAAGAAUGUGCAUACCUUCUUCACGCACACCUUCGCGAUCAAGCAGAAUUACAUCUGAAGCUUCAAGUUCUUCUUCAUUACCAAAUUUAUCACCUCCUAGGAAGUCAGAUGCUUCUUCAGGAUCAAACCAAACACCUCGAAAUGACUUACCGCCUUCACCUCAAAAGUCUCCCAAACCUUUACGAGCGCUGUCGAGUAUUCCUCCUCCCCCAUGCCCACCUCCAUUUCUAAAAGGAAAUAAUGGCUCUGCCAAAGGCCCACCUCCUCCACCAUGUCCACCUCCAUUUCUGAAAGGAAAUAGUGGCCCACCUCCUCCACCAUCUCAACUUCCUCAAUAUACACCAUUAGGAAAAGAUGGAGUACCACUGGCAAAAUUGAAGCCACUUCAUUGGGACAAAGUUAGAGCAGCACCAGACCAAAGCAUGGUGUGGGACAAGAUAAGAUCAAGUUCAUUUGAAUUAGAUGAAGAGAUGAUCGAAUCGCUUUUUGGAUACAAUUUACAAAGCACAACGAAGAAUGACGAAGCGAAGAGCAAAACUCCUUCACCAAGCAAGCAUGUACUUGAGCCAAAGAGGCUGCAGAAUAUCACUAUCCUCUCGAAAGCCAUAAAUGCAACUGCUGAGCAAGUAUGUGAAGCACUAAUGAGAGGGGAUGGCUUGUGUUUACAGCAACUCGAGGCACUGGCGAAGAUGGUACCUACUAAGGAAGAAGAGGCUAAGCUAUUCGGUUAUAAAGGAGACAUCAAGGAGUUGGGGUCUGCAGAGAAGUUUGUUCGAGUAGUUCUUAGCAUACCGUUUGCCUUUGAACGAGUUGAAGCAAUGCUUUAUAGAGAAACUUUUGAAGAUGAGGUGGUUCAUCUGAGAAACUCUUUUUCAAUGCUAGAGGAGGCUUGCAAAGAACUCAGGUCAAGCAGACUCUUCCUAAAGUUGCUUGAAGCAGUGCUCAAAACAGGAAACCGAAUGAAUGUGGGAACAAUCAGAGGAGGUGCUAAAGCAUUCAAGCUCGAUGCACUCCUUAAACUUUCUGAUGUAAAAGGAACAGAUGGUAAGACUACCUUACUCCAUUUCGUUGUCCAAGAAAUAAUCCGGUCAGAAGGGAUUCGAGUAUCAGAUAGCAUUAUGGGGAUGAUCAAUCAGAAAAACAAAACCAAAACCGUCGAAGAAAGGGAAGAAGAUUACAGAAGAAUGGGACUAGACCUUGUUUCAGGUCUAAGCACAGAACUCUACAAUGUCAAGAAAACAGCUACAAUUGACUUAGAUGUUCUUGCAAGUUCAGUCUCAAACCUCUCAGAUGGGAUUGAUAAAUUACAACAUCUAGUAAACAAAGACUUAUCAACCGACAAAAAGAGCAUAAACUUUGUGCACACAAUGAAAACCUUCCUAAAUUAUGCAGCAAGGAAUCUAAAAGAGUUGCGCGAAGACGAAGAUAGAGUCCUAUUGCACGUUAGGGAAAUUACUGAAUACUUCCAUGGAAACGUAAGCAAAGAUGAAGCCAACCCACUUCGUAUUUUCGUGAUUGUAAGAGACUUUCUGGGAAUGCUAGAUCAUGUCUGUAAAGAACUUAGGAGCCUCAAAGUCCCUAGCAUUCCAAACCCUCUUGCUCCAUUUAGGUAGAUUGGACAAUUGCAUUGUGUGUUUAUACUUUAUAGGAUUAUCAUCCAAUCACCAACUUGAAUGUAGCCUUAUUUUUUUGUGAAUUUCAUCUAGGGUUUUGGCUUGUUUAGUUUGAUUGGCCUUGUAAUCCCAAGUAGCUGUGGGAUCAAGGCUUUGUUAAGUGAGCUAAGUUAGACUGAAUUGAUUGCAUAAAGGAUUUGCAAUGACAGUCAAUGUAUUAAUCA
Messenger RNA from Populus trichocarpa (black cottonwood), 4100 nucleotides. Its product is annotated as formin-like protein 11. The transcript has 4 exons. Lineage: Eukaryota; Viridiplantae; Streptophyta; Magnoliopsida; Malpighiales; Salicaceae. Gene Ontology annotation, molecular function: actin filament binding. Gene Ontology annotation, biological process: actin cytoskeleton organization; actin nucleation. The record is from RefSeq and is a predicted model, not a curated record. The coding region runs from base 1015 to 3876 and encodes 953 amino acids.